AUGUUGAUCAGCAAUAUACAUAUGGAGAGGAGAAUGUCGUUGGCAGCUGGUGCGGCUACAACCAUAUUAAUAGUAGCUCUGAUGGCUCCAUCUUCAUGCUCAGCAGCUGAGCGGGACAACCACGGGUGCGGCCGAUACGCCAACGGGACAUGGGAAUUUUGCGACUCGGGCCGCUGUUGUAGUGUCGAACUCUACUGCGGCGACGGUGACGAUUACUGUGGCAAAGAUCGUUGUUGGUACCAAUGUCCUCUUCCUUCUGGUAAUUAUGGUCAUCAAAGUAAUUAUCAAGUAGCUGAAACUGGUGGAGCUGGAGUACUAGUAGCCACGCCCACACGGCUUGUUAACGCUACGCGCAAUAACCAAUAUUUGAAUUUGAAUCUCGGUGGUGGUGGUGGUGAUGAUCAUGAUGAGCUCGUCAAAGUGGUCGCCAACGACAAUGCUUCUUCUUCCUCGCCGCCGUGA
Linum tenue is the source of this 462-nucleotide messenger RNA. Lineage: Eukaryota; Viridiplantae; Streptophyta; Magnoliopsida; Malpighiales; Linaceae. The record is from the annotation of a GenBank genome assembly.